This is a messenger RNA of Capsicum annuum, 737 nucleotides long. Its product is annotated as pathogenesis-related protein 1A. Lineage: Eukaryota; Viridiplantae; Streptophyta; Magnoliopsida; Solanales; Solanaceae. The record is from RefSeq and is a predicted model, not a curated record. The transcript has a single exon. The coding region runs from base 65 to 553 and encodes 162 amino acids. Gene Ontology annotation, cellular component: extracellular region.
AUCAUAAACACAAUCAACUUCUCUAUUUCCCUCCAAUUUGUGUCAAAAAGCAAAGCAAAAAGAAAUGGAGAUCUCAAAGCUUUCAACCUUUGUUGUGUUCAUGGUUUUAGCCAUGGCUCAUUCUUCACUUGCCCAAAACUCGCCCAAGGAUAUCGUUUUAGCCCACAACAACGCCCGCGCACAAGUUGGUGUCCCACUCCCACCACUAACAUGGAACGACACAGUUGCUGCCUAUGCCAAUCAAUAUGCAUCCACCAGAUUAGCUGAAUGCACCUUGGUGCAUUCAGAUUCACCCUAUGGUGAAAAUCUUGCCAUGGGCUAUGGCGACUUUUCGGCUGUCGAGGCCGUUAACAUGUGGGUCGGAGAGAAACCAAACUACGACUAUGACUCCAACUCUUGCAAACAAGAUAUGUGUGGCCAUUAUACUCAGGUGAUCUGGAAAAACACCCUUCAAGUUGGAUGUGCAAGACUGAAAUGUGAUAAUGGUGAAGCCUGGUUUGUGUCAUGCAACUAUUAUCCCCCUGGGAAUUACAUCGGAGAGAAACCUUAUUGAUUAAUUAAUUAAUUGUGAUGCAUGGUUACAAUAAUUUUAUAGUAAUUGCAUUACUUUCAUCCCAUGUUAGUCAAGUACGUAUAAUAUAGGUUCCAAUUUCGGCUUGUAAUAUGGGAAGUUGUCCUUACCUGCCCUGAGACAAAAUGGAAUUUAAAUAAUAAAUUAAAGACUAAUUUUGGAUCAA